CUGGCAACGGUAGGCAAGAUGAUAUAUAAACAAAAAACAUUAAAAAUAAUUAUUAUAAAUUACAACUAAAUAGUAUCAUUGUAAUCAAUGAGGUGUUGGGAAAUUUGCCAAUUUUGUACAAAAUUGUGUUUCGCGUUAACGUGCAAAAUAUAUCAAAACUGAAAUGGCUUCUACUAAUAUUCGGGAUCAACUCGAACAUCAACGGCAGCGUGUGGAACAAAGGAUGAAGCAAAAGCGCCAAAGCCUUGGAUUGGUUCAAGCUAAUGACUUGAGAGUUGGUUCUGCAAAGCGUCCUAUCUCUGGUAGUCGUUCUAGAGAACUUCAUGGCUAUGAUGGUCCGAUGCAAUUUCUUAUGUCACCAGUAAAUCCUGACCAAGUUAUACCUCUUCAGACAAAUAGAAUUUCCACUUAUGAUGAACUGGGCAAUCAAAUUGAAGUCCUAACAGUGGGUGAUGACACAGGAGAAGGUAGCUGUGAAGAGGGAGAAAGUGUGCCAGUUUGUAGUGUAGGACGGGAAGCAAGUGCAGAUGAUCUGUGUGCUGAUGCAGCUGUUGCACCUAUGCUGUCGCGGCCUCAAAGAGAUGGUUCACCGAGUCAAAAUGCCGAAAUAGAAGGCUCUGUAGAGGGUGCAGUUGAGACUUUUGUAAUAACUCCAGCUAAGCAUGGAACAUUGUACAAGUGUAGAAUAGCGAGAGACAGGAAGGGCAUGGAUAGAGGUCUAUAUCCUACUUAUUUCCUGCAUUUAGAAAAGGACUAUGGCAAGAAAGUAUUUUUACUAGCAGGUCGGAAACGCAAGAAGUCAACAACAUCCAAUUACCUGAUAUCUACAGACCCCACAGAGUUAACACGUCAAGCCGAUAGCUAUGCUGGAAAAUUAAGAUCCAAUUUACUUGGUACAGCAUUCACUGUGUAUGAUAAUGGCAAAGCUUGGAGGAAGAACUCUAGGGAUUCUCCACGUCAUGAGUUGGCUGCAGUUGUAUAUGAUACAAACGUCUUGGGCUUCAAAGGACCGCGCAAAAUGACUGUUAUAUUACCAGGAAUGACCCCAGACAGGCAGCGGGUGACAAUCGCUCCACAGGACGACUCUGAGACGCUUCUAGAACGUUCUAGAAGCAAGAAUUUUGAUGAUAUCGUGGUUCUACACAAUAAAACACCAGUUUGGAAUGAUGAAACACAAUCAUAUGUGCUUAAUUUUCACGGAAGGGUCACACAGGCAAGUGUAAAGAAUUUUCAGAUUGUACAUGACUCGGAACCGGAUUAUGUUGUGAUGCAAUUUGGUAGAAUAUCCGAGGAUGUGUUUACUAUGGACUUCAGGUAUCCAUUGUGUGCCUUACAGGCUUUUGGUAUCGCUUUAAGUUCCUUUGAUAGUAAACUGGCCUGUGAAUGAUUUGUAAGCUCAGAUUUUAAUUUUUAAGAGUGAAUAUUUUCCUAAUGUGACUGUCGAAUAGUUGUUCAGAAUGAAUACAGAUGAAUUUGUUCAUGUAGUAGGCAGGAGAUAUAGUCUUCAAACUGUAUCCAAAACCAACUUCGAAACUUGAGCUCUGUUGUAAUAACUUCUGAAUGAAUAAUGAAUUUAAUUUAACUUCAGAUUUUUUUAUAAGUAUUUAUCUUGCAAUAAGGCAGCUAGACUAUGAGCGGUUGUGUUGAGAACUGUUCAGAGCUAAAUCUCCAUCGAGACUGCUCCUAUCUGUCAACCGUGUCUAUCAAGACUUAGGAUUUGUCGCCGUUUAAGCCUAUUUAUUGGGUCUGGUUAGCUGCGUGGCAAGCUUAUUAGGAAAAUAAGCUUACCUUAAAAUUAAGUUUCACAAUAUAGGCCACCUUGACAUUCAUUAGGAAUAUUUUUUUAAUUAAAGGCUAGAAAUAAUUUUUUUUAUUUAGAAUUUCUUGUUGGAACACUAUUUGACAGUCGAUUUGAAUAAUGUUUGAGUUUGAUUGGGACAUUUUAUAACACAUACGCACGAAAAUAACACAAGGGUUUUUUAAUUAUUUAUAACUCUAGUCACAAUAUCACAACUAUAUUAUUGUAUAUAUUGAAUGUCCCAAUUAAUAGUGGUGUCCUAAUUUAUAGACAGCUUGGAUGGAGUUCUUUGACUCUGUUUUUCCGACCAAGAAAAACCUUGGAAUUUACUAUUUAUACAUUCCUUUGUGACUGUUAAUAAUGUUAUGUAUUAGUGUAAAUUAUUUAUAAAUAACGAAUUUGAUGAAAUCACAAUCAUGAUUUAGUAUUUAGUUAACUUAACGCACACUCCAUUUAUUGGUGCUUUUGAUUAUAGUUAUUUAUUAAUUUGAUCCAACGAAUCAAUUAAAUUAACACCAUGUUUUAGAAAGAUACCAUCUUGAUAGUUUAGUAAUCCUUGACUUGAGGAAUUGAACAAUCUUAAGAUUUUUUAUGAAUACAAAUGUGACCAAUUUUUAUGGAAUUUUGUUAGAUAGAUAUCACAAUUAUUCAUUGUACCUAGUUAAUAAAACUGCAGUUACAUUUUAUCAACAAUUGCAAUCGGAUAAAUUUUGUUUAUCCUAAACAGUUAAGGAAUUUUGCAUUUAAAUGAAGUAUGUACAAUUUCAUUGAGCUAGUCAAUAUGAUUUAGGCUAUUAUUUUUAGGUACGCACAAAUUUUCCACCGGUUUUAGUAUGUAUUGUUUAUUGAAUAUUGAAACGAUAAAGUUUGCAACAGAUAAAGCAUAGAAUAUUUGAGUAAGUCAUUUUCAAAGUAUUUGUAAACAAUUAUUUGGUGAGAAAAUGCCACCUUUGAUUCUAAUUUAGUAUUGAUAUAGAUACCGGCAAUCUUCUUGAGCAUAAAACAAGGGAGUGGGGGAAAGUGCGCAUCUUAUCGCAGCCCGGGACACUAACAUCAACUGAUUUACCAAUCAAGCGAUCGACACGCCACCCCCCCACCCCUCUCGCAGUGAUUUUCAAGUUGUUUGCCGGUAUCUGUAUAUAAUUUUUAUUGCCAUUCGUUUUAAGUUCUAUCUAAGUAUUUGUUAAAAGUAGUUUAAAAAUCUGUGAGUGGUCUAUGGUGAGCUUGUUAAGAAUGAGUUUUUUUGUAUAAUGAAAAGCUGUUUUAGCUAAAGGAAUUGUUUCUCUUUCUACUAAGUGUUCUUUACAGUGUGAUGAAAAGAGAGGGUUUAAACCGUAAAGAUACGCUACAAUUAAUUUAACAAAUAUUCGAUUUAUUUACGCAUUGAGUACAAUUUAUUAUUGCUUUUGAGGAAGGUUUUUUCAUAAUUAAAAUCAAUUUCAGUAUAACUAAAUGUAAUGGCUGACGCACAAACCGUGCACCCCAAGAAAGGGAAAAAAUACUAAAUGUGUAUAGUAGAUACCUAAUUUAGGCGAGAGCACUGAACCAUCAAUUAUAAUAUCCAUACCUAAAUUAUUUUUUACCUUUACAGUAUUAAAAAUAAGUAAGUUAAGUUUUGGUUCUUAUUGCCUAAAUGACAUAUAACAAACACAAAUAAUUCGAAAAUCACAAUAUAGGUACUAGCAUAAUAUGUUGAAAAUGAACUUGUCAUACAUACCUACUUUAAAUAAACUAAUAUAUUAAUUAAACAUUUAAAUGAUGUGUAAGAUAAUUAAAAUAACAAUUAAAGCAUGAAACGAGCUUCUAGAUUAAUAUUUUAUAUAAAGUGCACGUAUUUUAAUCUCGAAUUUAUUGAUCUUUUGUAAAACAUAGAGCUUUCACAAAUUUUAAUACGAAAUAAAUACCAGUGUCUGUUUAACCUGUUCAAGAGAGUACUCGUAAUUACAUUUGUGGUAGGGGUAAUCUUAUAUGUACUUUCCAAUCAAAUAGACCAUCAAAAUUAAAAUUGCAAAAAAAUAAUAAUAAUUAGAUUGCAUAAAACCCUUCUGGAAAUUCUUCAAUAUAGCUUUCUUUUUUGAUAUUCUUCUAAAUAUAAGCAGGUUACUUAUAUUUUUUGCUGAUCUCAAUUUUUUUAUCAACUGCUAUAUAUUUGUGCAUAUUAGGAUGUCUGUAUGCUUAUAACAGCCUUUCAAUGUUUCUUGUCGUUCAAGCAUUUGUAAUAAAUUGCCAUGUAAAAAUACUAGGUUUCUUUUAAUAGUCAACACACUUGGUACGGUUGUGUUUGCUUCAUUUCCCUAUCAGAGCAGAUUAUUUUUAAAUUAGUUAUUUUCAUCACCAUGGGUGAGUUGUAACAUCUCGAUCAACUGUCCAAUCCAUUCGUACAUACAAUAUUGAAACAAUGAAAUUUCACAAGAGAAGCUUGGUAAAGCAUUAGAAGGGUUGUUUUUAUAUGCAUACAUAUAACAAUAAUAUAUAACUUGUCUGGACCUGUCUGCUUUACCAGCCAUGAGUACAAGAAACAUUGAGAGAGCUUAGUAUGUGUCUAUGUAAUAGAAGUGUUUAUUGUGAUUUGUGACCUACAAAGUAUUUGUGUAUUGUGCCUUUAAGUAGGAUAAAUGUAUGUGCCUUUUAUUUUCAUGUCCACUGUAUUUUGUACCUGAAUCUUUAAAAUCAUCUGUAAACCAAAAAUAGGAAAACUUUGAAUGAAGGAAUAAAAUAAUCUGUGUAUCAUAAGAUUAUAAGUGCAAAUUGGCUUUUUAUUCACAUGAUCGCAUGCAUAAAUUAAAUGUUUUAUAUUUCUAUUAUUAGUUAUCAAUUCUGAAGAACAUAACCAAACAUUCCAUAUUUAUAUUAAAUGUCAAUGUAAUUAUGGGGAAAUAUUUAAAGUUUUCUUAUUGACCAUAGUCAUCUUAGUAUUGUAUGUGGUAGCUAAAAUAUUUAACUUUUAGUAAGAAUUUAUUGUCGUUGAGAUUUCAAAUCAUGGAUUUGAACCACAACUUAGAACAAGAUGUUAUAACCGGGGCCCAAUGGAUGCAGCUGUUGGUAAACCCAUUAAUAGCCUCGAGUACUAUUCCUUAUGUUCAUUGCAUUUAUCUUAUCAAAUUGAUUGUAUAAAUUGUGUUUAAAGCUGUAAGACAAACUGUAAUUUUUUUACCUUAGUUUGAUGAAUUCUGUUAUUAAUCAUGUAAAAGUUUCAAAAAAAAAAUUGUAUUU
Molecule: messenger RNA, 5011 nt
Organism: Pieris rapae (cabbage white)
Lineage: Eukaryota; Metazoa; Arthropoda; Insecta; Lepidoptera; Pieridae
Gene: ktub
Product: protein king tubby
Exons: 7
Coding region: 164-1387 (407 amino acids)
Biological process (GO): protein localization to cilium
Cellular component (GO): cilium
Source: RefSeq, a predicted model, not a curated record